Spea bombifrons (plains spadefoot toad) is the source of this 7023-nucleotide messenger RNA. RefSeq names its product KIAA1217 ortholog. The record is from RefSeq and is a predicted model, not a curated record. Lineage: Eukaryota; Metazoa; Chordata; Amphibia; Anura; Pelobatidae. Gene Ontology annotation, cellular component: cytoplasm. The transcript is spliced from 20 exons. Bases 290 to 6049 code for a protein of 1919 amino acids.
AGAGAGCAAAGCCACCUCUCCCUGAGCUCCCCUCCUGCCCCAGACAGGACCACUGUGCUGCCUCCCCUCAUCCAGGUGAAUUGAAAGUCGUUGCAAUAGGGAGAGGAGGGGGAGCCGCGCUGCUCUUUCUGCUGCAGUCCUGCCAUGCACGGAGAAUUGCAACCCCAAUAGAGACAGCAGGGAGGAGAGGCAGCGCAAGCACCCCGCCGGGAGAGGGGGCAGAGAGGAGGGCGCCCGCUCCCUGCCCUCAUCCGAUCCCCCAAAAUCUGGAUGCAGGGAGCUGCACCCCAUGGACGAGCUGAGACAACCUGGGAUGGCCACACACAAGGUCCAGUUCUUCAGCGUGUCUCCAAGGGUCCAAAGACGAGGAAGCCUCAAACUGCCCAGCCAAACAAAAAAUAAUAUUCACGGAACAUCAUUAGAAGAUAAAGAAUGUCAUCAAUCAAAGGAGAACCUGUCUAAUGGAAAUAUUCACAUUCCACCCAAAUCUGGACGGAAUAUCCCCAGGAGACAUACAGUAGGUGGGCCUCGAAGUUCCAAAGAGAUUCUCGGAAUGCAGACAUCGGAAAUGGACAGAAAAAGAGAGGCUUUUCUGGAGCAUCUCAAGUACAAAUACCCUCAUCAUGCCACUGCGAUUAUGGGUCAUCAGGAGCGCCUAAGAGACCAGACAAAAAGUCCAAAGCUGUCUCCGAGUCCCCAGCCAAGCCUGGGGGAACAGGCCGAGCAUCUUUCAGAGGCAUCUGCUGAUUCCGGAGACGCAAUGUUUGAAGGCGAAUCGAUGUUGCCUUUUGUUAGAGGCAGCCGUACGAGAGCUAGCCUCCCGGUCGUCAGGUCUACAAAUCAAACGAAAGAGAGGUCAUUGGGUGUGCUGUUCCUGCAGUAUGGAGAAGACACCAAGAAGCUACAGAUGCCCAACGAAAUUACGAGCUUUGACACAAUACGCGCCCUCUUCGUAAGUGCCUUUCCCCAGCAGCUGACAAUGAAAACGCUGGAGUCGCCAAGCACCGCCAUUUAUAUUAAGGACGAGGGCAGGAAUAUAUAUUAUGAACUAAGUGAUGUAAGGAACAUUCAAGAUAGAUCCUUCCUGAAAGUUUACAAUAAGGAUCCUGCGCAGGCUUUUAAUCACACUCCGAGGACUGUCAAUGGAGACAUAAAGAUGCAAAGGGAUAUUUCCUAUUCAGUUCGUGAAGGCCCAGCAGUCCAUAGACCUGGGUCGGCAACCUAUCCUUCUCAUGCUGGCCCAAUAUCACCACCAACCACACCAGCACCCCAUUCCAUGCCUCCUUCUCCAUCAAGGAUUCCAUAUGGCGGAGGGCGCCAAGCAGUGAUACAGAGCAAUAACACAAUGCAACGAGAUAGGAUUGCAAGUUUGCCAGCAUCUAGAUCCAUAUCCCCCAGCCCAAGUGCCAUCUUGGAAAGGAGGGAUGUGAAACCAGAUGAAGAUUUAGGCAAUAAAAAUUUGCAAAUGAUACGGAACGACACCAUGUACACGGAACCUUACUUAUAUCAUGAAGGGAGGAUGAGCAUAGCUUCCUCACAUGGUGGACACCCGCUUGAUGUUCCUGAUCAUGUAAUUGCAUAUCACAGAGGAGCACUGAGAUCUGCAAGCACUUACACAAACUCAUCUGUGCAGAUGGAGAUGAUGGAGCAAUCGAUGUACAGACAAAAGACCCGCAAACAUUCUGAAAGUCAUCUCCCGACCCUUGGUUCGAAAACGCCGCCAGUCUCUCCUCACAGAGUGACAGAUAUUCGAAUGAUGGAUAUUCACCCCCAUAAUACCCAUGUGCCUCCUCACGCAGUACAAACAGAAAGGUCCUCUCCGCUCCGACAAUCUUUUAAAAAGGAUCAAGGAGCUGGUGUUUUUGUGGAGGCCAAGAUGCGUAAUACUGGUGGAAUACUGGGAGUAGCUGAUGUUGUUCCUUCUCCUACAGAAAAAACAUUUGGAGGAUAUGGCGCACCACCCAAAGAUCCAUAUACCAGGGAGAGGAUGCAGGCCAUGGAGAAACAGAUUGCAAGCUUGACUGGUCUUGUCCAAACUGCACUUUUGAAAGGACCAGGUCCAACCAGCUCUAAGGAUGCUGCUAGUGAGAAAGGAUUAAAAGCUGCAAACAGCAACACUCAGAGCAUGGACACUACAGGAACUCACAUAAUAUUAAGUACAAAGAACUCACUAGCCAUUACUGAAUCUACAACAGUCACCAAUCAGACCCCACCAGCCAGGUCCAACGGAAUGCAAGUCAAUCUGCAUGACAUGAGAAGAAAUGUGGUAGAUCUUCGCCUUCAGCUGCAUAAAUUACGGCAAUUACAGCUGCAGAACCAGGAAACGGUGAGAGCGAUGAUGAAAAAGGCGGAAAUGGAAAUCAGCAGUAAAUUGAUGGAGAUGGUCAAGAGCUUGGAAGACCCCGUGCAGCGCCAGCGCAUCCUCGUAGAACAAGAGCGCCAAAAGUACCUCAAUGAAGAGGAACAAAUUAUUACAAAAUUAUGUGAUCUGGAGAGCUUUGUAGACGAUCUUAAAAAAGACUUAACAACAUCUCAAAGAGCAAUUACACUGAAGGACGUGGAAGACAGAGCUUUCAUGUUGAGAAAGAUAGGAGAAGCUGUUUCCAAUCUGAAAGGAGAAUUUCCAUACCUUCAAAGCAAGAUGCGAGCAGUCUUACGAGUAGAGGUUGAAGCCGUAAGGUUUUUGAAGGAAGAGCCACACAAACUGGACAGCAUGUUAAAAAGGAUUCGGAAUAUGACAGAUGCCCUCUCUGCGUUAAGAAGGCAUGUUACAGAUGGGCCUUCGAAAUCCAUUGACUUCAAUCAGAAUAACCAGUAUAUGAUUACAGAGCAAAUUACCGAAACAGAAGCCAUCCAAAAUGUGGAAGAUAAAGGUCAUGCCUAUCUCCAGCCAACACAAACAGAAAUAGUAGCCGAUUCACAGACGGCCUCUGUGAAAUCCGAGGUGGUUCCUCUCUCUGCCGGUGUGAAGGUUCACCAAGUCCAAAGUUUACCUGUCCACAUACAACAGUCCCAACAUUCUUCAGCACUGGUUAACCAUUCUCUUAUCUCCAAUAACCAAUCAUCGAACUCUGCAGUGACUGCACCACAGGAGGCUUCUGCUGGACUUCAGACUCCGGUGGCGCAGCCUGCUCACAAUAGUGGAUCUACCAUGCAGAGCCUCUUUAUUGAAGAAAUUCAACAAACAAGCCACAGGAACCGAGCACUCUCAAUAGAGGAAGCGGAGAGAAAAUUUGAAGAGAAAAGACAGAAUCUGGAUCAUUAUAAUGGCAAAGAAUUUGAAAAGAUGCUUGAAGAAGCACAAGCCAAUAUUAUGAAGUCUAUUCCCAGCCUCGAGAUGCCGUCCCAAUCUCCGAAAGUGGACGCUAAUGAGAAAGUAGAUGUUACAGAAGAUGGUCCAGAUGUUGAACAAGACAACAGUAAAGUAAUGAAGUCUCCACCUCCACCACCACCACGUCGGAUUUACCCACCUGGACCUGCCAUAGGCAGCCCAUGGACACCAGAUGCUACCUACAUAGCAAGGAAGGACAACAGCAAGGAAUGUGAGGAAAUACUUCCAUUAGCACCAUCAAAAACUACCAAGGCUGAGACAGAAGAUCAAAGUUCAACACAGGCUUCAGUGGUAAAAGAUGAUGAAGAGGAGGAGGAGGGAGAGAGGAUCAUGGCAGAACUGCAGGCUUUCCAGAAAUGCUCUGUUGUGGAUGUAAAUUCAAAAGGUCCAACGGAGUAUUCCAAAUCUGAUACUCAGGAUAAAGAUCUCAGACCUGCUUCUUUAGCCCAGCCUAGCGAAAAGAAGGUUUCAAAAGAGUAUAUAUUUCAUGAAAGCCCAAAACCUGUUGAAAUCCCAGAUGAGAAGUGGAAUUUACAAAAUAUUCAAAGUCCUGCACCUGAUUCUGGAAGUGAUAGGGAGGGGAAUGCAGUGUUAAGGAAUGAAAAAUCCACCUACAGUCUGUUUAUAGGGAAGGCUGAGCAUGAGGGGAGCUAUUCUAAAACCAGGGAAACCCAGCAUGAUAAGGAAUCAAAACAUGGGGAUGAUCAAUUUAUGACCAUACCUGGUGAUGAACAGGAAAAGAAAAUGAAUGAUUUUAAUAGAACAGUAACGGAGAGCGGAUUAACUGAAAGUAAAACAAAAGUGUCCGGUUCCACCGUAUCCACGGUUUUGAAAUUAGGAAAUAAGAGCGAAGCUUUACUAACUCCUGAGCCUUUGACGGGUUCUAGUCUGUUGAGGGAGCAAGAGAUGCCUUAUUUAGAUGUUGGUCAGACGGUCGUAUUGAGACCCAAAAAUCCUAGGAGGACUGUAAGCCAGCAAUCUGAAGAUUCUCCAACCACAUCUCCAACUGAAUUAAAAUCCCCGGCAGACAAUAUUGCGUUUAUGAUAACCAAAACUGAAGUACAACUCCUGUCGACUGGUGAAGUCCAAGAUAUUGUUAGCAGAAAAGGAGAUGAAGUACAAACAGUUAAUCUAGAUAGAGAGAAUGCAGAGAAAAUUGUCUCCGGGAACCCACAAAAUCUAGGACCUGAAGGUUCUGUUGUUUGCACAGACAAGAAACCAGUCAUUAUUAUAUUUGAUGAACCAAUGGAUAUUAAAUCAGCCUAUAAGAGGCUUUCAACAAUAUUUGAGGAAUGCGAUGAUGAUCUCGAAAAAAUGAUGUCAGAAGGAAAGAUAGAGGAAGAAGAGGAGGAAGAAGAAGAAGAAGAAUCUGGCAUACUUCCUUACCAUGGGGACAGGCUGAAGUCAAGCAUCAAAAAGAAUAAUGAAGCUCAUUCUGAUCCUCCACCAGAAAACAAAUAUAGGUUUAAUUAUCCAUCUUUAGCACAAAUGAAAAAGGUUAUGUUCGAGGAUGGGAAAGUUUCCCAGUCACAAUUUACGGAUGAGGAGAAGUCUGAUACACCAGAUUAUCAAUUUACCCAAAGGCAAGAUGCCAAGAAAAAAUUCAAGUUCAAGUUUCCAAAAAAGCAGCUGGUGGCGUUGACCCAAGCCAUCCGCACUGGGACAAAAACUGGGAAAAAGACCUUACAGGUAGUGGUAUAUGAGGAAGAGGAAGAACCUGAUGGGACAGUCAAACAACAUAAAGAAGCAAAAAGGUUUGAAAUUGCAAGAUCCAAGAGUAGAGAAGACAACACCAAGGACAGCCAUGAGAGAAGUUCUGAACAAGAGACCCUCUGCUCGGAGGACCCUGACCAAAGCUCUAGAACCGAUGAGAUACGGAAAAACACAUAUAAGACCCUUGAUAGCCUUGAACAGACCAUCAAGCAGCUAGAAAGUACCAUCAGUGAAAUGUCUCCAAAGCCAGGGUCAGAUCAUGUUGAAACCAAAGAAGAAAAACAAUUGUUACCUUUAACUCACGCCGACAAACAAUCUGUACUAUCGGAUGAAACCAAACAUGUUAUAGAGUCUCCUUCAAUACCUUCAGCAGCACGUAAGGGUUCAAAUGGAGGGUCACAGACCAGCCGAAUGCCAGUACCGAUGUCUUCUAAAAUUAGGCAAGGAAGUAUGGAAAAAAAUAGCAAACAGCCCAAACUCCAGGAGCCACAACGUCAGUACAGACAGGCUAACGGAGGUACUAAGAAAGCUGGUGGGGAUUAUAAGGCUACUUCCCCUACUUUAUCUGUUUCUAAGAUCCCAGCCCCUUCUAACACUGGGAAAAGCAGCUCUGUUCAAUGUAUUGAGACCUCUAAUUCCCCUAAUCAGUCUGUGAAGUCACAUGUUUCAUUAACAAACUCUAACACUCAAACUAGUCGUACCAUUAAUGCUUCCUCCAUUGUACGCUCUGCACAUAAUGGUCCUUCCAAACUUCAAAGUCCGACAUAUACAGGUAAAGGUCAUCAUCUUUCAUUUUCACUGCAGACCCCAAAUGGCAGACCAUCUCCUCCUACUGCUACAUCUUCCUCUGCCUCUUCUUCCCCUUCUUCUUCUGUCUCUCCCACUUCACUGACUCAAGGUAUGAAGACCAUUCGCACCAUCCACACACCUAGCUUCACCAGCUACAAGUCACAGAAUGGGAAUGCAGUCAAAACACCCCCUUCCAAGGAGACCUCCAACUUGUGAAAAACGCGGCGGCUGUUUGCGAUGUCUGCUACAAAAGUAUCAUCAACGAAGUGCCACUUUCUGCAAUAUAUAUUAAAUCUUGAUGUCCAAUGCGUGCAUUUAUCCAACAUUCAGAUCCCAAUCAGCUGUUGUAAUAUUAUGCUACUACUAUGAAUUCAUUCUCAUGGAGAUCUGUAAAAUGUAUGUGUGAUUGUAUAUAUUCAUAUACUCUGUUUGCACCUGUGAGAAAUGUAAGGCGCCUACGGAUAAGGAAAUUAGGAUAAGGAUGAGAAGACAGAUUAUUUUGUAUAAAAUAUUUUUCAUUGUGCAAUCUGCAAACAGAAAAACUUAAAUGCUAGUGUGUGGUUUAAAAGAGAAAAAUAAAUGGCUAUUUUCUUUCCUUUUUUUCAACACAAGCGUUCAUUACAGAAUUCUAUUUUUCACAGCAAUAUGCCAUUGUUGCUUUUAAUGACUUUUUUGCCAAUAUAUUUUGAUACAUAAAGUAUGUUUAAGAAUUCAAAUAGGAGUAGUAGGUUACCCUAAACAUGUAUGGGGUAGAUCAGGAUGACACAUGUUUAAAACCAUACAUCAACUGGCACCCUGUGCACUGCCAUUUGCAAGUAUUUAAGAGUGUAGAUUUUUUUAAAGUACAUAUUUAUCAGUUUUUAUUUUUCAGAGCUACUGCCUGUGAUCCCCGGAUAUGGGUUUUAAUGAGUAAAAUUGGGCGUGCGGAGUGAUCUAGAGAAGCGUUUCUUUCUUCUGAAGUGCCCUGUAACCCAUGUGUAUAUAACACGUACUUUGUAUUUCUGCUUAAGUAAACAUGCCGUUUAUCAUUACCAUUAAAAUGCCUGCUUUUCAGUAUCAGCCAUGUGGGAAGGAACGCUGGAAUCCUGUUGCACAGAUUUUGUAAAUGAAUGAAUUUGUAUAACUAAUGUAAUAAAUACUUAUAAUAAGCAGAUCACUUUUUUUGGAAAUAAAAAGGAAAGUGCUGCGUA